AUGGCAAACUCUAAUGGAGCGCACAUUCUCGGCAGGGUAACUGCAUGGCUGGGUCUCUUAUGCGGAAUAUUUACCAUAGUCGUCUGGGGUUUCCUGCUUUCUGACCUGAAUCCCAAGAUAAAAGUGGAUAAAGAUGAUGCGGUUAAGGAUAUUAACAAGUACUAUUGGCGGGAGACAAUGUUUACCUUCGCUCCAAGUGUGUUUUUUGACAUUUGGACCCCAUUUGUAAUGGGCCUGAUAUCCAUUCUCUGCCACUUCAGCAACUUCGAUCUUUCCUGGAUGUGCAAGACUUACGCGCACUACUUUAUAUGGAACUUCGUAUUGGCGCUUUUCGGUAACCUGGGCUACGCUGGUGGACUCGGCAUCAUCGCCAGUGCCUUCUCCCUCCUCACGGCUCUUCUCUCACUCAUCUGCGCCUUUGUAGUCCGCAAUGAGUCUCCACAACUGAACCUUCAAACACCCAAAAUGCCGCAAAUGAGAUGA
Messenger RNA from Cyclospora cayetanensis, 483 nucleotides. RefSeq lists its product as uncharacterized. The record is from RefSeq and is a predicted model, not a curated record. The coding region runs from base 1 to 483 and encodes 160 amino acids. Lineage: Eukaryota; Apicomplexa; Conoidasida; Eucoccidiorida; Eimeriidae. The transcript has a single exon.